Molecule: messenger RNA, 615 nt
Organism: Daldinia childiae
Lineage: Eukaryota; Fungi; Ascomycota; Sordariomycetes; Xylariales; Hypoxylaceae
Product: cysteine-rich secreted protein
Exons: 3
Coding region: 1-615 (204 amino acids)
Source: RefSeq, a predicted model, not a curated record
AUGAAGCUCUUACGACUUGGGCUCGUUGCCUCUAGUGUUGGACUCCCGUUCGCAUUUGGGGCGAUUCGUCGCGACCUUAACAAGAGGAAUGUCGAGAUAGCCCAGAUUGACCAUGACAGUCGCAUCGACCAAAGAAGCCAGGAGAUUCUAUUCAAAGAGGCCGGUUCUGACUUCGAAGACGUUUUUCGGUGUGCCGGGGGUACCGGCAAGCGCCUCACGUUCGACGCAGACCAGGUAUUCGUGGCUUGCUGCGCGCCGGGUCAAAGACUACUUGGGAGCCCCGACACCGCGUUUGACUGCUGUGCUGAGGGUCACGAUUUAGUUGGGAGCGAUCAUACCGGCUAUAAAUGCUGUCCCGUAGGUUAUGGUGGAUGGCCAGUGUGUCUGUCCGCUAGGAACGAGUCCGACCGCGGACGGUGGCUGCAGGGGACCAAUAGGUUGCGAUUCUGGCAUCACUACCGGAAAAUGCUACGUCUUCAGGAUGGAAACCGGCCAUACCCUCUCGGCUACGACAGUAUACAAUUACACUAUAGCGCAGCCGACCAUUCCAGCCAGCACCGUAUCGGGCGCUUCAAGAUCUCGGCAACGAAGCCUGCACUACAGGCCGCGCCGUGA